CGAAGAUUUAGGGUGGGAAAGAUCGUUGAUAAGAAAGUCAUCUACGUGAGGUGUGGAGUUGGAAUGGUAAAUGCUGCAGUAGCAACCCAACAAAUGCUGGAUCUGUUUGAUAUAAAAGGGAUAGUCCAUUUUGGCAUUGCUGGGAAUGUAAAUGAUUCUUUGUCCAUUGGAGAUGUUACCAUUCCCAAACAAUUUGCUCACACCGGCAUUUGGGGUUGGCUGAACCCCAGUGCACCAUCGAUCCCUGAUGCUGUUGCUCACUUGGAUGUUGCAAGAUACAAUGUACCAAAAGGUGAAGGAACCAAUUUAUUGGGAAGUAUUGCAUAUGAUUCUGAGCAAUUCUUCUCCGAGCAGGGGAAACCCAAUACAGCUCGGCCUCUGCUUUGGGCACAAACAAGUCAGCAAUGGCUGGAUGUUGCUGCCAACUUGGAGGGGAUGGAACUGCAACAAUGUGUGAAUUCAAGCUUGUGCCUCCCAAAAAAGCCUAAGUUAGUAGUAGGAUUGAGGGGUUCAUCAGCCAACAUUUUUGUGGAUAAUGCAGCUUACAGGGACUUUCUGAUACGAACUUUUGGGGUGUCAUCAGUUGACAUGGAGAGUGCAGCUGUAGUAAUGACAAGCUUGUCAAAUGGCUUUCCGGUGAUAGUCAUCCGAGGACUAUCGGACUUGGCCGGAGGACAAUCAGGAGAGAAUGCAAUUCGGAUAUUCGGAUCCCUUGCAGCACAAAAUGCUGUCAAAGCGGUUGUUCAGUUCAUCAAGACAUUACCAUAAUUCAAUGAUGUGGGUCUCUCAAUUCUUGAGAUGUAAUGUAACAUAAUGGUUUGUCAAACACAAACAUGAGAGUAAAAAUGGAAAAAUGUAAAAGUUGAUGAUAUUUUUAAUGCUAAUAAUGUUUCACAGAGUUCAAACACCUUCUCAUUCUACUUUGUAGCUAGAUUGUGUGUGGUAUGUACAUAUGGUUGGAUGCAUUUGUGUCCACUGCUGCAAUUACUUCACUAUUUUUCAUUUGAGCAUACCAUUUAACAACAAUACAGUACUGUCUGCUGAUAAUGAAAACAGAUCUAAAUGAUUUGAUAAACAGUUUUCUAACAUACACA
Messenger RNA from Juglans regia (Persian walnut), 1094 nucleotides. RefSeq names its product bark storage protein A-like. The transcript has 5 exons. Bases 64 to 768 code for a protein of 234 amino acids. NCBI's taxonomy places the organism in Eukaryota, Viridiplantae, Streptophyta, Magnoliopsida, Fagales, Juglandaceae. The record is from RefSeq and is a predicted model, not a curated record. Gene Ontology annotation, biological process: nucleoside metabolic process. Gene Ontology annotation, molecular function: catalytic activity.